UCUCACAUUCUCACUUUUCUCACAUUCUUACUCUCUCUCACUCCUUCACACCCUCUUAUCAAACUGCGCUCUUCAUCUCACUCAUCCAACUCAAAAUGUUCGGCAACUGGUUCAAGUCCUCCAAUCAGCAGGAGUCUGCUCAGCAGCCUACCUGGGACCCCAACACCCUCACCAUGCAGCAGCCGACCAGCCCUCAGGCUCCUUCCACUGAGAACGUCGUCACUGAGCAGCCGCGCUCCCAGGAAUCCAUGCAGCUCCGUGGUGGUGGUGGCUGCUGUGAGACAUGCUGCGGAGUUUGCGCCGGUCUGGCUUGCUUCGAGUGCUUCGAGGACUGCUGCUAAGCGAUCUGCACGAAUACCUGUCCAUACCUAUGCAAAUAUACCCUAAUAUUGCUGUAGGGAGAAGGGAGCUUGCAGCUGGAAUUCUUGUUUUCUGUUUUGGGUUCGGUUUUCUCCCGUACGACGGAUGAAGCAUGACAUGAUAUACCCUUUGACGAAGGGAAUUCAAUUCAUCCUGAUGUCUUCCAUACGUGUCAUGUGUCAUGUGAACUUUGGAAGGAAACCUGAUUUUGUACUGUAUUUCUGACAAUCUAUCAUUUUUGGAUAUUACGCAACUUUGUUCUCUGCUAUGCUUUCGCAAGCUGUUGGGACGGCGACAGACCAUGUUCAUAAUUGUAGCACAGUGAUCCUAGGACACAUAGCUAUGAACGCCAGUCCCAUUUUCGUAUCAGCAUCAGCAGCACCCCCCUUACCUACAAAAGAAUCACGACCGCGUCGAUGAUAGCAUAGACACACUCAUCUUGUCUCUUAGAACACUGACGUAUCAACCCCUGGCACCCCGCCAAACCUUAAAGCUAGAUCCGAGUAAGAUAGAUUUCCAAGGAUCUAAGGCAUGUGGCUUGACUCCCAAUGAAUUUUUCCCAGGAAUGACGCAAAAAUCGGAAGCUAAGGUGGAGGUCAUCUUAGCAACGGUGGUGACAACUUGGCAACUUGUGUUGGAUCACGUGGGAUUCUGCCGCAUAGGUCCGCCCUCGCUGACCCUUUCCACCACGUAGGCCUAUCUAGCUAGUAACCAACCAACGAUACACCUCCAUUAACUUGGCAGGGUUCAUAAUGGAG
This is a messenger RNA of Monascus purpureus, 1118 nucleotides long. NCBI's taxonomy places the organism in Eukaryota, Fungi, Ascomycota, Eurotiomycetes, Eurotiales, Aspergillaceae. The record is from the annotation of a GenBank genome assembly.